Messenger RNA from Musa acuminata AAA Group (dessert banana), 543 nucleotides. RefSeq lists its product as uncharacterized. The record is from RefSeq and is a predicted model, not a curated record. Gene Ontology annotation, molecular function: hydrolase activity. The coding region runs from base 1 to 543 and encodes 180 amino acids. Lineage: Eukaryota; Viridiplantae; Streptophyta; Magnoliopsida; Zingiberales; Musaceae. The transcript has 3 exons.
AUGCCUUUUGUGUCGUCCCAAGGCAUGUCCUACAACGCAUUACCUGAAGGCUUCUACAUCUUGCGGUGGCGGGAACCAGGUCGAGCAGAGGCAGAUUUCGGUCGAUUCGAUGUCAAGAGACUCAUUCGCACCAUCUACAUUCUAUUCUCGAGGUGUGAAAUUCCUAUAGCUGAGGAAGGACAGGAGAUCACGGACCUUGCAGACCCAUCUACUCCUUUGCCACAGUGGUUCACUGAGGAAGAUCUCAAUGCCUAUGUUGCUCCAUAUGAGAAAUCUGGGUUUCAUUUUCCUCUCCAAAUGUCAUACAGGGGAACAGGCAUUGCUGAUCCAAAAAUUGAGGUUCCUGUGUUGUUGAUCAUGGGAGAAAAAGACUAUGCAUUUAAGUUUCCAGGAAUGGAGAACUAUGUGAGGAGUGGAACAUUGAAGCACUUUGUUCCUGAUCUGGAGAUCAAGCACAUACCUGAAGGAAGCCAUUUUGUUCAGGAGCAGUUCCCUGAUCAAGUGAACCAGCUUGUCAUCACCUUCCUCAAGAAUCACAUCUGA